AAAUAACGCACAUGUCCUUUCCCCAAUAACAUCGCUCCAUUUCUCUUUCUUCCAUUGCGAACACAGCUUCGAACAUUUCUGGGAGGAGCCGCCUUCUCUCAGCCUCACCACCACCACCACCACAACCAUCCACCUCUCUUCUCUCUGAUAUAUAAGAGAUGGCUCUCUCCUCCGACCGGCAAUCUCUCAUCCCCAACUUCCUUUACUCAACCUCUUUCACCUCCAAAACCCUACCUCUCCAUAAUAUGGCCGGACAUUCCAAUCCUCGCGUUACUCCUUCACCUUCGCCUUCCGCUCCCAAGAGCAACUUCCUCAUUCCGGCUCCCGGCGAGCCUGGCAAGAUCGAGAUGUUCUCUCCUCAGUACUACGCCGCCUGUACGGUUGGUGGAAUACUCAGCUGUGGUCUUACUCACAUGGCUGUCACUCCUCUCGAUCUCGUCAAAUGUAAUAUGCAGAUUGAUCCUGCAAAAUACAAGAGCAUCUCAUCAGGUUUUGGAGUGCUACUCAAGGAGCAAGGUGUUAAAGGUUUCUUCAGGGGCUGGGUACCUACUCUGCUUGGUUACAGCGCCCAGGGUGCCUGCAAAUUUGGAUUUUAUGAGUUUUUUAAGAAGUAUUAUUCUGAUCUUGCUGGACCCGAGAAUGCAUCUAAGUACAAGACCCUGAUCUAUCUUGCUGGUUCUGCAUCUGCUGAGGUGAUUGCUGAUAUUGCUCUUUGCCCCUUUGAAGCUGUGAAGGUGCGUGUUCAGACCCAGCCUGGUUUUGCUAGAGGCUUGGCUGAUGGACUUCCUAAAUUUGUGAGAUCUGAAGGUGCACUUGGAUUGUACAAGGGCCUGGUUCCUCUUUGGGGACGUCAAAUUCCAUAUACAAUGAUGAAGUUUGCAUCCUUUGAGACUAUUGUGGAACUCAUUUACAAGCAUGCAAUUCCCACACCUAAAAAUGAGUGCAGCAAGAACCUCCAGCUUGGAGUCAGUUUUGCUGGUGGAUAUGUAGCUGGUGUUUUCUGUGCUGUUGUAUCUCACCCGGCUGACAACCUUGUCUCGUUCCUCAACAACGCGAAGGGUGCUACUGUUGGUGAUGCUGUUAAGAAGCUUGGACUAUGGGGUCUCUUUACUCGGGGACUUCCUCUUCGUAUCGUCAUGAUUGGAACUCUCACAGGAGCGCAGUGGGGUAUCUAUGACGCUUUCAAAGUUUUUGUUGGCCUGCCAACAACUGGUGGCGUCACUCCUGCACCGACGGCUGAAGUUGCAAAAGCGUAGAGUCAAUUCUAAUGGAAUACAAACUUUUUUAGUUGGUACCUUCUACAAAGGGGGGCAAUAAAUGUUGACGAAGAUGUUUUGCUAGCACCCUAGCAGAUGGAGGGGAUUCCUUUCCUUUUUAGAACUGUGUCAAUUGUCAUGCUCAAUUAAUUUGGUUGUGGAUGUCUGAGUUACCCACAUAUUCUGAACCAUUGCGGAUUUUUUGUUAGAAUAGACAGUGUGUUAGGAUCGGUGACAGGUACCUUACCCCACCAAACAAUUAAAAUAACGGGCAGAUAUGGAGGAUAAAACUUAGCAUCGCCCAGCUACCUUUUCCUGAGAUAUAUAGCUGGUGUAAGAAGAUCAAUUUUUUCUUGACAUUAAGAAUACAAGUUUUGCUUGUUUCUGUCGGCA
Sesamum indicum (sesame) is the source of this 1649-nucleotide messenger RNA. It is a transcript of the gene PHT3;1, whose product is annotated as phosphate transporter 3;1. Gene Ontology annotation, cellular component: mitochondrial inner membrane. Gene Ontology annotation, biological process: mitochondrial phosphate ion transmembrane transport. Lineage: Eukaryota; Viridiplantae; Streptophyta; Magnoliopsida; Lamiales; Pedaliaceae. Gene Ontology annotation, molecular function: phosphate transmembrane transporter activity. The record is from RefSeq and is a predicted model, not a curated record.